Molecule: messenger RNA, 4251 nt
Organism: Darwinula stevensoni
Lineage: Eukaryota; Metazoa; Arthropoda; Ostracoda; Podocopida; Darwinulidae
Source: the annotation of a GenBank genome assembly
ACGCAGUGAUGCGGUUACGGGUCGGGGUGAUCGUCGCCGUCGCCGUCGCCAUCGCCAUCCGGGGAUGCGGGGCCGAAAGGAACGUGGCCACCGAGUCGCACGGAUGUCCGAGUUGGGAAGCGAAUCCCUGGUGUUCGUGUUACGAUCACGACGGAGGUCUAUACUUGGAAUGUCCCGGCAUCGAGCUGAGCAUCUUGGCGACCGUCUUGGGGCUCGUAUCUCAGCCGGUGAUGGAUCUCCGGCUUUACGAACUGGAUCACGGCAUCGCGACUCUACCCGAGAACUUAUUCCGGGAGUCCCAAGUCAGGGCCAUCCAAAUCACGUACAGUAGCAUCCAGCGGAUCGAUGCCGGAUGCUUCCGGGGCUUGGAAAACUCCUUGGAGAAACUCUCCGUCAUCAACAGCAAUCUCACGGCGAUUCCCAUCGACGCUUUCAAGAGACUUCAUGCACUCAAAUCCCUCUCGAUCGAAUCUAGUCAAGUGAAGAACUUGGAAUCCCAUGCUUUCCGGGAGCUGCCUCUACGAACUCUGAGUCUGAAGGGCAACGAAAUCAAGGACAUCUCGGAGACGGCCUUCCUCGGUUUGGACGAGACGUUAUCGUCUCUGGACUUGAGUCACAAUGCCCUCAAGAGUCUACCGCUUUCGGCUCUGGCGAAUCUCAAAUCCCUCUCCACGCUCGACGUCGCCGGGAAUCAGAUCCAAAGCCUGGAAUACGAGGAAGACGCGGAAUUGGAGGCGCUCACUCGCCUCGAUGUCAGUUCCAAUGAGAUCAGAGAGUUGAAAAACACGUCCCUGCUUUUCGUCCCGAACGUGAGAAGCGUUUCCUUGGGUUUUAAUCGACUGAAACAGGUGGACCCACUCGCCUUUUCUUUCUUACCGCAUCUGGAGAACGUAGACUUGAGUCACAACAGUCUGCAUGGGAUCCAUCGUCAAGGACUCUUCUCUAACAAUCCCCGAUUGGAGACCGUGGACAUGAGCUACAACUUUCUCCAUUCCGUCCCUCGGAAUCUCUUCAGGGAUCGCUUCGACCUCCGGGAGGUUUUCCUCUCUCACAACGACAUCAAGGACUUGUCCGAGGGGACGUUUCGCAAUGCAUCGGGCGUGAGAGUAUUGCAUCUUCAGAACAAUGCCAUCGGAGCGAUCCACGAACGCGCCUUGCAAGACCUCAUCGCCCUGGAUCAACUUUAUCUCAGCUUCAACCAACUACAAAGCGUUCCUCGAAGUUUCUUGGGGAAUAAUCGGGAACUCACUUAUCUCGGAUUGGACCACAAUCGGUUGAAAUCCCUGGAACCGGGGAUCUUCGACAACCUUUCGAAGUUGGUGGUUCUGAGACUCCAGAGCAACGAACUCGGAGAAAUCCGGGAGCCCGUCUUUCGAUAUCUGACUCAAUUGAAGGAACUCCAUCUCCAGGACAACGAGAUCGGAUGGAUCGAGGACGGCGCAUUCCUCUCCAUGGCCAAUCUUCAGUUGCUGCAUCUCCAGAAUAACAGACUCAAGAGCAUGGGGAACAUCCUCAGGAAUUCUCCGCCCACUCUCAUUUCCCUUCAGUUGGACAAUAACCAGAUCCAAGAAAUCCAUCCCGGAUUCAUGGAAGGACAGGAAGAGUUGCGCAUCGUCUCCUUGGAAAAUAACUCCUUGCAAAAGCUUCCGGCACGACUCUUCAAGGGACUGAAGAAGCUGAAGAAACUGAAUCUCCGGAACAAUUCCAUCGAGAGCAUCGAAGAGGGAUGCUUUCAGGAUGCCCAUCAUUUGGAAGUACUGCAAUUGUCCGGAAAUCAUUUGAAGGAGAUACCCGAGCACGCAUUCGAAGGUGGAAGAGUUUUGAAGGAACUCGACCUGAGAGGAAACCUCAUCGGAGAUAUCAGUCCGGGGGCAUUCAAAUCCCUCAAGGGCUUGAAACGCCUCGAUCUGAGUCGAAACAAACUUAUCGGGAUCCAGAAGGAUGUGUUCUUGGAGGAAUUGCCCCUUGAAUCCCUGGAUUUAAGCGAAUGCCUCAUCGAAGACGUUCAAGAGGGUUCCUUUCAACGGCUCCCCGUCUUGAAAGAGUUAAACCUGGCCGGAAACUUGAUUCCUCAUCUUUCCCUUUCCUUCCUGUGGAUCCCCACGUUGACUUCCCUCGAUGCGACGGGGAAUCCGAUCAGGAAGGUGGACGAAAACGUGUUCAGAGGAGUUCCCGAACUUCGUACCCUCAAGAUGGGUUCGUGCGGAUUGGAGAAUUUCACGUCUUUCUUCUUCAAAGACUGCCUGGAACUCCGGGAACUCACAUUGUCUCAGAAUCCCCUGAAGGAAGUGAAUUUCAAGGUCUUCUCCGUCAUGCCGAAUCUCAGGGAAAUCGAUCUGAGAGACUGUGAGCUCCGAGGAACAUCCCUGGUGAGAACCGACGACAUCUUAUCCAAGCUCGAAGUCUUGGAUCUCUCGUCGAACGCUCUCGAAGAAUUGCCCGAUCUCGUCUUGAAAUCUUUUCCGAAUCUAAGGAAGCUGAGCUUGGAGAACGCAUCUUUGGUCUCCGUUCGAGGAUCGGCUUUCGGGCACCUGGAACUCUUAUCGGAUCUGAGUCUGAAAGGGAACCAUCUUCAGAGCCUGCCCGUGGAACUGCUCCAGAAUCAGACGUCUCUGGAGAGACUGGAUCUGAGCGGGAACGAAUUGAAGGAAAUGCCCCAGGUUCUGAUCGAGCAGAAGCUGCCGAAUCUCCGUCACGUGGUGCUGAGAGGAAACCCGAUGGAACGGCUGUCGUCGCAUGCGGUCUCGCCCAGAACGUCGGAGAGCACGCAGGAAUUGGAUUUGAGCAACGGGAGCCUCAAGAGCAUCUCGGGGAAAGACUUCCACAGUUAUCCCAAUCUUCUCGUCUUGGAUGUGAGUUACAACGCGAUCGUGGAGAUCGCGCCGAACGCCCUUCAGGACCUCGGCAAGCUUUCCGUCCUGAACCUCGGCUACAAUGCUCUUUCCGAGAUCCUCAAGACGUCUUUCCGCGGGCUCCGCAUGCUCGGCACGCUCAAUCUCACCCACAAUCGAAUCGAGAAGUUGGGGAAAUUUCCUCCGGAUCUGGAGAACUUGAAAAUUUUGGACCUUUCCUCGAACCGGAUCGCGGCGUUGGUGGGAGGGGAAUUCCAGAAACUCGGAAGCCUGGAAACGUUGAUCCUCGGUCACAAUCCUCUGGUGGAGGCGAAAGACGACGCUUUCAAGGCGCUGCGAUCCCUCAGGCAUCUCGACCUCGGCCAUAAUCGUUUCGUCGACCUUUCCCCCGACUUAUUCGCACCCGUGGAAGAGGGGCUCAUCUCUCUCCGUCUCGAAGGGAAUCCCUUCAAAUGCGAAUGCAAUCUACGGGAGCUGUGGGAUUGGCUCCAACAGCACGGACGGUUCAUCACGGAACAGUCAUCGCAGAAGACCGUCUGUCACACUCCGCCCCAAGUUGCUGGACUCGAAAUCCUGGAUCCCCUUGGGAUGCAACGAAUCUGUUUCACCCCGUUCGUGACGUCGUUGCACGUGGAAGACUUGCGGCCCACGUCCUUGACCCUGUCGUGGGAGACGCACAACGGAAUGAACCCCGGCUCGGGGUUCUACGUCUCGUAUCACCCGCUGGACUUCGACGCGAAGGUCCUUCAAGUCCACAUGCCUCCGACGACCCGAAAUCGGCAACUCAGAGACCUUCGACCCAGGACUUCUUAUCUCCUCUGUGUGAUAGCCAUGGAUUCGUCGGACAGUGACGUCACGAUGGACGUGGACGAAUCCAACGCUCAGACUCGGUGCCGGGAAGUGGAAACGCCCGAAGAAGAAUUCGAAGACGGGCUCUCGGGCAGUCCUCACGUCCUCGUGUCCAACUUCGGCCUCAUCUUGGGCUGCGGACUGGCGAUCGGCAUGAUCUGCCUCCUCGUCCUCCUCGCCAUCAUCAUGGUGAAGCGGAAAAAAAGACGAGGUGGUCAAGCGGGGACGAAGAGGGAUUUCUCUCCUCCUCCUCCGCCUCCACCCCCUUCUUCCGCGGAAUAUCUCUCCUAUCGACAUUUCUCGCUGAACACGAACGAGUCCGGGACCGGAACGAGGACCUACACGAACAGCCAUUAUUGAUGAGGAACGACCGAUGAGUCCUCGCGUGUGCAAUCUUUUCUUUCUUCCUGUCUUCACCAAAUGUCUCAUAAAACCAAGGAUGCGAGAAUGAAACCUUUUACCUCCUUCGUUUGCUCGCAGAGAACGAGAAAUUAAAAAAAAAACGAUAAAAAGACCAACGGAUGGACGGGUCGCGCGAUUCAGAGCGACG